This is a messenger RNA of Nematolebias whitei (Rio pearlfish), 2650 nucleotides long. RefSeq names its product APC membrane recruitment protein 2 (gene amer2). The record is from RefSeq and is a predicted model, not a curated record. Bases 145 to 2229 code for a protein of 694 amino acids. Gene Ontology annotation, biological process: regulation of canonical Wnt signaling pathway. Gene Ontology annotation, cellular component: plasma membrane. Gene Ontology annotation, molecular function: beta-catenin binding; phosphatidylinositol-4,5-bisphosphate binding. Lineage: Eukaryota; Metazoa; Chordata; Actinopteri; Cyprinodontiformes; Rivulidae. The transcript has a single exon.
GUGGGAGUGAAAGAGCAGCGGAAAGCAGGGUGGAGGGAGAAGGAGAGAACGAGGUGAGUGCAUGUGGGACCAGGAAGAGAGAGGAUAGACAGGCAGGAAAGAGGUGGAGAAAAGCGAACUGUGGGAGCAACUGCGCGCUGGAUAAUGGAGGUGCAGUCGGAGUGUGUGGAGCCUCCUGUGGCCCCUCAUUGUGACCCCCAGCCUACAGGGAAGAUCAACAAAGCUGCCUUCAAACUGUUUGGAAAGCGACGCACCGGCUCCGGAAUGGCCAGCUUCUUUUCCUUCAGGAACAAAGGGGCCAUGAACGGCAGAAACAACGGGAAUUCUGACAACGGGAAUUCUCUGAAUGGAAGCAGCUCUGCAGCAUCAGUGGAGUUUGUGAGGAGCAAAACACACGAUGGACUAACGAGUCCUAACAAUGAUGCUGCUGGACCAAGAGGGGAGGGGUCUGCUAGCCUGGAGGCAGGUCCAGUCAGGUCUCUCAGCAAAUCACUGAGUUUCUUUUCCUUUCUCCGACGUGGGAGUUUUCGGACAAGUGAAAAUGGAGGGGCAGGAAUUGGGAGGAGAGGGAGGAGCCUGAAAGGUUUUUUCAGCAGCAUGCGAUGGAGACGUAAAGAAAAAACAAACGAGGGAGAUGGGGAAGUGGCGGAAGGUAAGAAGGAAACAGAUGCAGAGGUUGUUGAAUCUGAAAACAUAAAGGACAUUACUCUGACCCUUGAACCACCUCCACACAAUCACCAAGAGGACUGUGAGAAUGCAGAUGCGGAACCUCACCUCCAAGCUGAGGACACCCCAACCACUAGCGUUACCAUGACUCCCACACACUGUGUUGCCAUGCCAGGACCAUCUGCUGAGACAGACUCCCUCUUGCCUUACACACCCACUGUCUCACCACUGCACCCUCCUAUACAAAAGGCCAAAGCUUCAAUUUCCAGCAUCACACCUCCCCUCACUACACCCCCUUUGGACCACUGCAGCAUAAGCGACCAGCCUUCAGAGCCUUCAGUGGACCGAUUGUGUUCUCUCCUCUUCACUGAUGUCACGUCUCUCAAGAGCUUUGAUUCAUUGACAGGGUGUGGUGACAUUAUUGCUGAUGCAGAUGAGGAAGGGCCAGCAGGAAAUGGUGGCAGUGGAACCAGCAGCAGCAGCAGUGGGGGUGGAGGAGGGAGUCUGGGUGCAAGUAUCGGAAGAACUGGUGGUAUAUCUGGUGCCACACCUCGUAGCUCCCCAUCUAAACCUCCAGUACCUUCCCAAAUUGCACAGUCCAUUUUCUCUGUUUCCCAAAGCUUAGUCCCUGUGUCCCUCCCAGCACGGACCAGAGUGCCUCCUCCACCACAGCAGCAGCCUGCCGGUAGUGGCGUGGUGGCCUACAUGGGAGGAGGGGAAGAGAUGGCAAGUCCAGAAGGCGUGGAUGAUGCCGACAUGCAGGGACUCUGGCACAUGUUGCCUUCAACAGGAGACAACUCCCCUGCUAUGCCCCGACUGAGUCAAGCUUCCUCCACUACCCUGACUUUUAGUCAUCCACCUCGCACCAACCCAGCCAGCAGCCAUAUACGAUCAACUACCAAGAGUGGAGACAAAAAGGCACCCCAGGUAAAGGCACUGGGGCUGAGUAAGAUUCCAGUUGUUGGUGUAGCCGGAAGUCGGGCAGCUAAACCCCAAAAUCCUCACGCACAUGGUCGUCAUCCUACAUCACCAAGUGAAAAAGAACUACUUAGUGAUGAAGGAUACUGGGACACACCGUCAGCGACGCCUACAGCAACACCUGAUGAAAGUGGCUUACAGCGAAACCAAAAGAUUGCCCUAUCCCGUGACAGUUGCUCUGGGGACCACCUCUACGACCUGUACAACGAUCCUGAGGAAGAGGAAGAGGAUCAAAGAGGAGAUGAAGACACAAAUAGUACUCCCUCUCCUUCCACUGAAUACAAAAUGAGUCCAACCUCUCCAAAAAGUCCACCUUCCUCCUCCUCUUCUUCCUCCUUCCGAUCAAUAAAAGGCAGCACCAGCCUUCCUCGAGAAUCUAAGAUCCCAAUAAGUACUAGACAAACUUCACCCCCCCACUCUGUGAGCCAAUCCGCCCUUUCGUCUGUUCUGGAGACGGAAUCCUCUCCGCCGAAGACCCAAGCAGCCCCAACAGCUCGUACCAAAAUCCCUGUAUCCAAGGUACCUGUUCGCCGUUCUGGGAACAAACCUGCCAGCUCAACCAGAGGAACUGCACACAAGAAGUAGUUUUUGUCAAACGCUUGAUUUCCUUUUACUAUUGGCCUCGAGUGUGCAUUGCUACAGUGCUGCUUGUGCAGAGCCAAAGGUUUUCUCAAGCCAAGAAUAAUGUUGAGCUGUACUGUUAACAUCGUAUAAAUUUCCCUUAAACCCUAAAACUUCUCAUUCUCAAACGUUACUUGAGUUAUAUUGGCCUGAACCAGAAUAGUCUUUUUGUCACGAGUGAAAGUCACAAGAAGACUCAAAUAAAAAAAAACAUUGGGCUAAAAUUUCUCUGACAUCAAUUGCACUUUGGAGGUUGACUUUUGACAAUCCAUGCAUCACAGAAAUCAUACAUUCUUCAUCUUGUUAGUUCCUGGAAAGACUUCUGACUGAUUUGGACAGUCACUUGACGCACCUUUUUAUCUUUGACAUUUUCUACGGAAUUCCA